GACUAAUAACAAACUGAGCUAACAAGAAAGACUAGAAAGAGCAGAGAGAACUCAGAAGCAGUCUGGAUCUAAAAAUCAGACAAACCAAGUGAUCAAGUAAAGCCCUGCUGAACAUCUUGUUUGUUUACUUCAUCCAAAUGCUUGCAAACAGUUAACUAUAUGCAGAAAAGUCAGCAUAGCUGUGAAGUAUGCUGUGAAUUUUAAUUGAGAAAAAAGGACAACUGAUUACAGGAUGGUCUAAUGUGCACUCUGUCUGGAAGAUUUUUUCAAUUGGAAGCUUUGUACUUUGUCUUCUGAACAAGGAUUUCGACUUUAUGGAGCUGUAACGUUACCAGAGCUUGCAGCAAAGAAACUCAGACCAAAGUGUGCAUUUUUCACAAAGAAAAAUUACAUUGCAUUCAAACAGCUGCUCCAACUGUGCAUUACUGGGUGUUUUGGGCAGUUUUACGGCUGUGCAGAAUCUGCUGGGCAAGAUGAAGCUCUGGAUUCUUAUGGUAUAUUCAGUUCUGGUUGCAUCUGACCCUUUCCAGUCAGAGAAUUCUUUUUCUUCAGUCAGAGGAUCUUGUCAGAGUUUGUGUUCCUGUGAAGAAAAGGAUGAUACCAUGAUUAUAAACUGUGAAGAAAGAGGCAUCAAGAUGGUAUCAGAAAUAAAUGUCCCACCAUCACGGCCUUUCCAUCUUAAUCUGUUAAACAAUGGCCUGACUACGUUACAUGUGAAUGAUUUUGCUGGCCUUGUUAAUGCUAUCUCUCUACAUCUUGGAUUUAAUAACAUUGCAGAUAUCGAGCCUGGGGCUUUCAGUGGUCUCAGCCUUCUUAAGCAACUUCAUAUCAAUCACAAUUCUUUAGAAAUACUUAAAGAAGAUACAUUUAAUGGAUUGGAAAAUUUGGAGUUUCUUCAAGCAGACAACAAUUUCAUCACAGUGAUUGAAGCAAGUGCCUUUAGCAAGCUCAACAGGCUUAAAGUGCUUAUUUUGAAUGAUAACGCCAUUGAGAAUCUUCCUCCGAACAUAUUUCGUUUUGUGCCAUUGACCCAUUUAGAUCUUCGUGGAAACCAAUUACAGACACUGCCAUAUGUUGGCUUUUUAGAACACAUUGGUAGAAUACUAGACCUUCAGUUGGAAGACAAUAAAUGGGUCUGUAACUGUGAUUUGCUUCAGCUGAAGAUAUGGCUCGAAAACAUGCCUCCUCAGUCUAUAAUAGGUGAUGUUGUUUGCAAUAACCCUCCAGUUAUCAAAGGCAGCAUCUUAAGCCGAGUGAAAAAAGAAUCACUUUGUCCUACUCAUCCUGUCAAUGAACUUGAAGAUCCUUCAGGGUCACUACCCUUGGUUGUAACCACCUCUAUUGGUGAUAGUCACCUAUCAACUAAGGUCAUUCCUAUCCUGAAAGCUCCUACUAAAGAACCAGGUUUAGUGCUUCAUACUUCAAAGCCAACUACUCAAUUUCCAGGAAUUUCUUGUCCCAUUCCCUGUCACUGCACCAGCCAUAUGCUCUCAGGAGUUCUCAUGCACUGCCAAGAGAGAAAUAUUGAAAGCUUGUCUGAUUUAGGACCUCCUCCUACAAAUCCUAAAAAGCUUAUUCUAGCUGGAAACAUUAUUCAGACAUUGCUGAAGUCAGAUCUUGUGGACUAUGCUAGCCUGGAAAUGCUUCAUCUGGGGAACAAUCGUAUUGAAAUCCUCGAGGAAGGAUCUUUUAUGAAUAUGACUAGACUGCAGAAAUUAUAUCUCAAUGGCAAUCAUCUUACAAAGCUAAGUCAGAAUCUCUUUCUUGGCCUUCAGCACCUUGAAUACUUGUACCUUGAAUAUAAUGCCAUCAAAGAAGUUUUGCCGGGGACAUUUAAUGUGAUGCCAAAACUUAAGGUCCUGUACUUAAAUAACAACCUUCUGCAGACUUUACCACCCCAUAUCUUUUCAGGGGUUCCACUUACCAGAUUAAACCUAAAAACAAACCAGUUUGCUCAUCUGCCUGUGAGCAAUGUCUUGGAUGAACUGGAUAUGCUGGUACAAAUUGAACUUGAAGACAACCCCUGGGAUUGUACCUGUGAUUCAGUUGGGCUACAAAAAUGGAUACAAAAGCUGAGUAAGAACACAAUGAUGGGUGAUAUUUUUUGUAAAUCUCCAGGACACCUAGAAAAAAAAGAACUGAAAUCCCUAAACAGUGAAGUCUUGUGUCCAGGUUUAUUAAACAGCCCUGCCCUACCAUCUCAUGCCAGUUUUGUAGUUGUGACAACUUCUACUACUACUACCAACACUGCAGACACAAUCCUGCGGUCCCUUACAGACGCUGUCCCACUUUCUGUUCUAAUACUAGGACUGCUAAUUGUGCUUAUAACUAUCGUAUUUUGUGCAGCAGGCGUAGUUGUUCUUGUUCUGCAUCGGCGGCGAAGAUGUAAAAAGAAGCAAGCAAAUGAACAAAUGAGGGAUAGUAGCCCAGUUCACCUCCAGUACAGCAUGUAUGGGCAUAAGAAAACACACCACACAACAGAGCGCCCAGCUGCAGCUCUCUAUGAGCAGCGUAUGGUUACUCCCAUGGUUCAGGUCUAUCACAGUCCAUCCUUUAGCCCCAAACACACUGAGCAACAAGAGGAAGGAAGUGAGAAAGAAGUUAAAGAUUCCAAACAUCUCCGCAGAAGCCUCCUGGAAAGAGAGAAUAGUUCACCUCUUACUGGUUCAAAUGUCAAAUAUAAAGCUACAGAUCAAUCUGCUGAAUUUCUGUCUUUUCAAGAUGCCAGCUGCUUGUAUAGAAACAUUCUUGAAAAAGAGAGAGAACUGCAGCAACUAGGGAUCACAGAGUACCUACGAAAAAAUAUUGUCCAGCUCCAGCCUGAAAUGGAAGUUCAUUAUCCUGGAACACACGAGGAAUUGAAGUUAAUGGAGACACUAAUGUACUCCAGACCAAGAAAAGUUUUUCUAGAACAAACUAAAAACGAGUAUUUUGAACUCAAAGCUAAUUUACAUGCUGAGCCUGACUACCUGGAAGUCUUGGAGCAGCAAACAUGAAAUAACACAUUGGGCUGGGCCAAAUUUCUCUAAUUCUGUUUUAAGUUAGAACCAUUGUAAAUAAAAGUGCCUUAUAAUAAGUCAUCAGUCAGAACUUAAGCACAGCAGUAAUCCUAGC
Messenger RNA from Cygnus atratus (black swan), 3114 nucleotides. RefSeq names its product SLIT and NTRK like family member 6 (gene SLITRK6). The coding region runs from base 474 to 2996 and encodes 840 amino acids. NCBI's taxonomy places the organism in Eukaryota, Metazoa, Chordata, Aves, Anseriformes, Anatidae. The transcript has 2 exons. Gene Ontology annotation, cellular component: membrane. Gene Ontology annotation, molecular function: protein binding. The record is from RefSeq and is a predicted model, not a curated record. Gene Ontology annotation, biological process: axonogenesis; regulation of presynapse assembly; positive regulation of synapse assembly.